AUGGGAGAUGAUGAAUUCCGCCGUAGAUUUCUUGGAGGACUUUCUCCAGAUAAUCAAAUGGAGGUUCGUCGCAUGGGACUUAAUAGACCUAUUGACGAAAUCUUAUCAUCUUUAGAAGAGAUUGAGAGAUUUAAAGCUGAAUUACUUUCUG
Molecule: messenger RNA, 151 nt
Organism: Funneliformis geosporum
Lineage: Eukaryota; Fungi; Glomeromycota; Glomeromycetes; Glomerales; Glomeraceae
Source: the annotation of a GenBank genome assembly